This is a messenger RNA of Pyricularia pennisetigena, 2232 nucleotides long. RefSeq lists its product as uncharacterized. The transcript has a single exon. Lineage: Eukaryota; Fungi; Ascomycota; Sordariomycetes; Magnaporthales; Pyriculariaceae. Gene Ontology annotation, biological process: tRNA N2-guanine methylation. Bases 1 to 2232 code for a protein of 743 amino acids. Gene Ontology annotation, cellular component: nucleus. The record is from RefSeq and is a predicted model, not a curated record. Gene Ontology annotation, molecular function: RNA binding.
AUGACUACCACGCCGACGGCGGUAGCAGCUGGGCUCUCGGCCGAGCCAGCCCAGGGACAGACCAUAGAACACGGCGGAAAGCGAUACACAACCAUCAGGGAAGGACUCGCGUACAUCUUGGUGCCCGAGGCAGGGGGCGAUGAGGCCGGCGAUAGCAACAGCAAAAACCCUGACCGGGCGGCGACCUCGGGUGAGGGUGCGCCGCAGACGGUCUUUUACAACCCGAUACAGCAGUUCAAUCGCGACUUGAGCGUGCUGGCGAUCAAGGCAUAUGGAAAGGUCGUUAUGGAGAAGCGGCUGAAGCUUGCGCAGCGGCGCAUGGAGAUGUUUGCCGACAAGAAGAGGAAGAGGCAGGAGAAGAGGGAGCACCGAGAGGACGGGGAGAGGCCGCAGAAAAUUGCCAAAACGGCAGAACAUGAGUCUGCUGCGCCGGCAGAGGCCGCAGAUGCGCAUCCUACUGCGGCGACGGACAAGGCAGAGGCACCUGUCGCUGAACAGGAGGCAGAGAUGGAGACUGCAGCACCUGCUGAUCAGGCCGAGGGAAAGACUGCGGAGACACCAGCGAAGCUGCCAAGCGAUAAGACGCCUCGUUUGAAGAUCCUUGAUGCGCUCUCGGCGACUGGGCUCAGGGCAUUGCGCUACGCCCACGAGCUUCCCUUUCCGACCUUGGUGACAUCGAAUGAUCUGCUCGCGGCUGCAGUCGAUUCUAUCAAGGUCAAUGUGAAGCAUAAUAAGUUGGAAGACAGCAUCCGCGUGAACCAUGGCAACGCUCAAGGAUACAUGUAUAGUGUCCAUGCCGACGAACUGACCCGGAGCAUGCUCGCGCCUUCGGGCAACAAACACCGGCGACAAAGCCCUCAAGAACAACUGAACAACCUAGGUGGCAAGUACGACGUGAUUGAUCUUGAUCCUUACGGCACCGCGGCCACUUUUUUCGACUCCGCGCUGCAGGCAGUCCGGGACGAUGGCGGCCUUCUGUGCGUCACCUGCACGGAUCCGGGCGUGUGGGCCUCGAAUGGCUACCCUGAAAAGGCAUACGCGCUAUACGGCGGCAUACCAAUGAAGGGGUUCCAUUGCCACGAGGCCGGCCUACGUCUUAUCCUCCAUGGUCUCGCUUCAUCAGCCGCCCGUUAUGGUCUGGCGAUCGAGCCUCUGCUGUCGCUCUCCAUAGACUACUACGCGCGCGUGUUUGUGCGCGUGACCAAGUCCCCGGCCGCCGUCAAGUUCCAGGCGGGCAAGACCAUGGUUGUCUACAAUUGCGAUGUUGGAUGUGGUGCUUGGGAAACCCAGCUGCUCUUGAGGAACAGGCCGAUGCCCAACAAGAAGGGCGGCGGCAUAUUUUACAAGCACGGCUUCGCCCUGGGUCCCACGGCAGACAAAGUGUGCGAACACUGUGGCACCAAGACGCACCUCGCUGGACCCAUGUAUGCCGGGAGGCUACACUCGCCCGAGUUUAUACAAUCGAUCCUCGACGACCUGCCGAAUGCAUCAACCGAAGUUUACGGCACAACCGAUCGCAUCAAGGGAAUGCUGACUACGGCGCUGGAGGAGAUCAUGGAUCCCAGACCGGAGGACAGGGAAGCCAUUCCCAAGAAGCAUGCCCGACACGAGCAAGAGGUCGCCGCGGCCAACAAGGGCCAGCAAGAUGAGCAGACAAACGGUGACAAGAGCGAGGAGAGCAAAAACCAGGCAGCCGGCAGCCCCGCCACGGCACCAAAGCUCAGCAAAGAGGAGAGGCUGGCAGAGGUUGAGCCCUACCCAUUCUUCUGGAGCCCGUCCAUGGUGGCCAAGGUGCUGCACUGCCAGACGCCCAACGAGGACGCCAUCAGGGGUGCGCUAAAGGGCCUCGGGUACCGAGUGACGCGCAGCCACUGCAAGCCCGGCAGUGUCAAGACGGACGCGCCGUGGUCGGUGGUCUGGGACGUGAUGCGCGAGUGGGUGCGUCAGAAGGCGCCAAUUCACGAAGGCAGUUUGAAAGAGGGUUCGCCGGGGUGGCACAUUAUGCAUGGAGCGCCGUCAUCGGCUCAGGUGACCAAAGAUGCCGGCGAGAAGAUGGAAGGUGUCGAGGGAGAGCAGCAGCAGCAGGAGAAGAAGAAUGAGGAUGGCCAAGCGAGCAAGUUCGAGGUUGUGUUUGACGAAAAGCUUGGUCGUGAGAGGAACAAGGAGAAGCUUACCAGGUACCCGGUACACCCGGAGAACUGGGGCCCGCGGAGCAGAGCUGUCGGGGAGUAG